Silurus meridionalis is the source of this 2847-nucleotide messenger RNA. It is a transcript of the gene sephs1, whose product is annotated as selenophosphate synthetase 1. The transcript is spliced from 9 exons. Lineage: Eukaryota; Metazoa; Chordata; Actinopteri; Siluriformes; Siluridae. Gene Ontology annotation, molecular function: selenide, water dikinase activity; ATP binding. The record is from RefSeq and is a predicted model, not a curated record. Gene Ontology annotation, biological process: L-selenocysteine biosynthetic process. Gene Ontology annotation, cellular component: cytoplasm. The coding region runs from base 875 to 2053 and encodes 392 amino acids.
CCGCGGCACACCGCUCAAAGUGUCGUGGGAGCUCGUUUAGGCGUCCCCGAACGCGCCGGAGUGUACGGGAAUGGCGCAGAGCGCGCGGGACUGUCGCUGGCGUGCGUUAUUUUGACUUCGACGCACCUCCAAUGGCGUGGGGGGCCUUAAGGGUUAAUUUUUUUUCCGCCGCCGACAUUUUAUAAACAGUUGCAGCCUCUCGGUCGUGCACGAGACCUGUAAAAAAAAGUUUGAUUAGGCGCGGAUAGAGGGGGUUUUUAUUAACGCACACGUGUAGCGACACACACACACACACACACACACACAAAGUAUCUAAUGCAUCUUCAUUUCACUCCUUCAGUAGAAACACGAGUAAACUGCAGAGCUCAGAUCAACACUUUUAGCGCGCGCGAGCGAGAGUGUGUUUAUGCGUGCAUGCAUAUAAAUCAGAAAGCGAAACACUGUAAAUAUAUGCGCAUUCGUAAACUGUACAUAAGUGCAAGGAGCAUUGAAAGUGUGUGUGUGUUUCUAAGGGCGCUGAAACAGGUGUGUUUGUGUGUGCCUGUGCGCGCGCGUUUUUAAAGGGGAGUAGACUAGAGGCUGGACUUCACUGGUCUCGUUCUCGUCUUUCUUCUGACUUGUGUGUGUGUGAGAGCGCGCGCGUGUGCACAAGCCGCACAUCUGUAAUCAUCAAAAAGGUCAAGGAUGCAUCUUUAUAAUCCACUUCAUCUCUUUUAUCCUGCCAAAGCUUUUAUUUUAAAUAAGAUAUUCACGAGACUCCUUGUGGAGGAACAUGUGGUGCUGAGGAUGAAAACACGCACACAAAGAUGCCAAAAAGCUGCUGUUCAGUAAGGUGUUGUGUAGACGGGUGUGGGCUCCGGUAAAUCUCUCCACCAUGUCAGUGCGGGAGGCUUUUAACCCAGAGAGUUACGAAUUGGACAAGAACUUCAGAUUAACGCGCUUCACAGAGCUUAAAGGCACCGGCUGCAAAGUUCCUCAGGAUGUACUUCAAAAACUUCUGGAGUCUUUGCAGGAGAACCAUUAUCAGGAGGACGAGCAGUUCCUUGGGGCCGUUAUGCCCAGACUGGGCAUCGGCAUGGACACCUGUGUGAUUCCUCUGAGACACGGCGGCCUUUCACUAGUACAGACCACAGACUACAUCUACCCUAUAGUGGACGACCCUUACAUGAUGGGCAGAAUUGCAUGUGCUAACGUCUUGAGUGACCUGUACGCCAUGGGGGUUACCGAGUGUGAUAACAUGUUGAUGUUGUUGGGUGUUAGUAACAAACUCUCAGAAAAGGAGAGGGACAAGGUGAUGCCGCUUAUCAUCCAAGGUUUUAAGGAUGCAGCAGAGGAGGCAGGCACCUCAGUGACCGGCGGUCAGACAGUUGUGAACCCCUGGAUUGUACUUGGAGGCGUGGCCACAACAGUGUGCCAACCGAACGAGUUCAUCAUGCCAGACAAUGCAGUGCCAGGUGAUGUGUUGGUUCUUACCAAACCUCUCGGCACUCAAGUAGCAGUCGCAGUGCACCAGUGGCUGGACAUCCCAGAGAAAUGGAACAAGAUCAAGCUAGUAGUGACACAAGAGGAUGUGGAGCUAGCCUAUCAGGAGGCCAUGUUAAACAUGGCCAGGCUUAACAGAACAGCGGCAGGUCUGAUGCACACGUUCAACGCACACGCGGCCACCGACAUCACGGGCUUCGGCAUUUUGGGUCAUGCGCAGAACCUCGCCAGACAGCAGCGCACCGAAGUCUCCUUCGUCAUCCAUAACCUACCCGUCCUCGCCAAGAUGGCUGCCGUCAGCAAAGCCUGCGGGAACAUGUUCGGCCUAAUGCACGGCACCUGCCCGGAGACCUCAGGAGGUCUGCUGAUCUGUCUCCCGCGUGAGCAAGCCGCUCGCUUCUGCGCAGAGAUCAAAUCUCCAAAAUACGGUGAGGGACACCAGGCCUGGAUCAUCGGCAUCGUAGAGAAAGGCAACCGCACAGCCCGCAUUAUCGACAAACCCCGCAUCAUCGAGGUUGCACCCCAGGUGGCCACGCAGAACGUCAACACCACCCCGGGAACAACAUCCUAAAGCUGACCCCCACAACUCUUGAACAUUUAGCACGCUCUAGCACCACCACAGCGUAGAAACACACCAACUGCCCACUAUGACCUUCCGGCAGAUACUACAUGGACACACUUAAGAGUUAAAAAAAAAAAGUAACAGGGAAUUUUUUUUGCAUCAGUAUGUUUUCUGUUACAAAAUGUCACAGAAGCACCCAAUUUUAUGGCAGCUUCUACAGUGAAUGAAGAGUAUGGUGAUAAUCUGAUACUGUGGUUCAUUAUGAAUCUCUUCUACUCCUUUUCAAUUGGAAAUUAUGCCCCAGUUCACCCAUAAUGGCCCACUGACAAGCGUACAUUAUAGCAAUAUAUAUUGUUUUGCUUUGGACGCUCCACGUGCCAGCAGUAGUUCAGACUGUAGCCAAUAUGUUGAGCGAUAGACAAAGUGAGUGGUUUUUUUUUUUUUACUUUUGUAUAAUAUGUCCCUGGACUAAUCUAAAUAAAGUGACCCAUGCCUGUUUUUUUUUUUUUAACGGGCUGAAAGAAUCAGAAGUGAUUAAACACUGUCCCCUAUCUUUCAAGGUGUACCGUGUCUGCCUAUAAUGGUGAUGAAUGUAAACAGUGUCGAUGCAGUUUAUAUAUUGUAAGACGUUCACUGUUUAGAACAGAAUUCAGUUCUUCUGUGAUAGAGUUUUUAUAUUCCCCUAUACAAAACCCUAUUAUUCCCCCUCUAUGUCGCGCUCUCUUCCCUUUUUUUUUUUUUUGAUUCACCAACAGUAACAUAUAUCUUUAUGCCCCUUGAAUAAAUCUGAUCUUUUUUUUUUA